Messenger RNA from Schistosoma turkestanicum, 1224 nucleotides. NCBI's taxonomy places the organism in Eukaryota, Metazoa, Platyhelminthes, Trematoda, Strigeidida, Schistosomatidae. The record is from the annotation of a GenBank genome assembly.
GAUUUUAUUAUGACUACUAAUAAAGAAUCUAUUCCCUCACAUUCAACCAAUCAAAAUCCGAUUGUUACAAAUUCUUCAACUACAAAUUCUGCACGUGAAUUAUGGGAAAUUGAAAAUAAUAUUGAAACAAUCAUAAAUCCAAUUGAUGAAUAUUUUAAAUAUGAUAUUAAAGUGCAUCAAUCAAUAGUGAAUGCUAAACCAUGGGAAAAAGAUCCACAUUAUUUUAAAUCGAUUAAAAUAUCAGCUGUAGCUUUAUUGAAAAUGUUAAUUCAUGCUAGAUCUGGUGGUAAUUUGGAAGUUAUGGGAUUGUUAAUCGGUAAAGUGGCUCAUCAAACAAUGAUUGUUGUCGACAGCUCCCCAUUACCUGUUGAAGGCACAGAAACACGUGUCAAUGCUCAGGCAGAAGCUUAUGAAUAUAUGACAACUUAUAAAGAAAUAGUUGCACGUGUAGGUCGUACUGAAAAUGUUCUCGGUUGGUAUCAUUCUCAUCCAGGUUAUGGAUGUUGGCUAUCUGGUAUCGAUGUUAGUACUCAAUUGACAAAUCAAACUUAUCAAGAACCAUUUGUUGCUAUUGUUAUCGAUCCUAUUCGAACAAUAUCUUCCGGAAAAGUAAAUCUUGGUGCAUUUCGUACAUAUCCAGUUGGUUAUCGACCACCAGAUGAUGGACCAUCUGAAUAUCAGUCGAUACCAAUGGAUAAAAUUGAAGAUUUCGGUGUACAUUGUAAACAUUAUUAUUCAUUGGAAGUAUCACAUUUUAAAUCAGUGUUAGAUAAACGUUUAUUAGAUUCAUUAUGGAAUAAAUAUUGGGUGAAUACAUUAAGUUCUGUGAGUAUAUUAGCUCAACCAGAUUAUUUAGCUGGUUUAACAAAAGAUCUUGCUGAAAAAGUUGAACAUGCUGGAUCGUCAAUGUCACGUAUGAAUUGGGACAAUGAUCGAUUGGAAGAUCGUCUUGCAAAAUGUAGUAAAGAUGCAACAAAAUUAGCUAUGGAACAAUUACAUGCUUUAACUGGUCAAUUAAUUAAAGAUAGUUUAUUUAAUAAAUUUUGAAAUUAUUUUUUAAAAAUGUUUUUUCCAUCAUCAAUAUCAUCUUCUUCUUAUUGCUGCUGCCGGUCUAUUGUACAUGUACACAACAUGGUUAAUGAAAUAGUUAUCUAUUCUGUUUUAUAUUAACAGUUCAUGAAGAAGAAAAAAUAACUUUUACAUUAAAGUUGUAUAAUAAAAAAU